Messenger RNA from Grammomys surdaster, 2097 nucleotides. RefSeq names its product lamin tail domain containing 2 (gene Lmntd2). Gene Ontology annotation, cellular component: lamin filament. The record is from RefSeq and is a predicted model, not a curated record. The transcript has 13 exons. Gene Ontology annotation, biological process: chromatin organization. Lineage: Eukaryota; Metazoa; Chordata; Mammalia; Rodentia; Muridae. The coding region runs from base 23 to 2014 and encodes 663 amino acids. Gene Ontology annotation, molecular function: structural constituent of chromatin.
CAGCUCCUGACCAACAUCGAGCAUGGCCCCUAAGUCUUCCCAGGAGUCUGAAGAUAAGCAGGUAUCCCCAGCUCCAGCAGGUGUACAGCCAGACAGCAGUGACUUAGGGUCUCCGGUUGGCACACCCGUGGACAGAGCGGCUCCUUCCGGUUCUCAGAGCACUAAGCUCUAUACAUGUACACCGAUGGGCUGCUCCGUCAAGCAGCAGUUAGCCCCUGAAACCCUGGACCCACGUACCCUGAGGCUGUUAUGGGAACAGAGAGAACUAGAGAUCCAGGCACUUCGGUGGGCUGUUCAGAAUGGCCAGAAUGCCCGAUACUACUACAUCUUGCAGGAGGUGGCAGGGAUUCCCUCUGAGCGGAACUCCAAAAGACAAGACAAAUUCCUGCAGAACCAGGUCCAGAAGCUUACCCAGGAGCUGAAAACACAGAAGGAACAAGCUCAGCAGGAGAAACAGCAGUUAGAGGAGAAACUGCAGCAGAACCUCUGUGCAAUGCAGCAGCUCGAGACUGAGCUUCAGACCUUUCAAAAAUCAUGCCUUCUACAGCUAGCCCGUUCCUCUUGGGUGGGGCGCAUGCUGAGGUCUCAGACUGGCAGUGUGGAGGUGGUCACUGCAGAGGUUCUAAGGGAGCCCAGUGACUCUUCUGAGUAUGCUGAAGUUCCCGCGGCUGGGGAGGGUUUCCGGUUGGAGGAUGUAGAUUGGAACAGCAUUGCCCACCGAUAUCCCAACCUCUUCUCCAACAUGAGUUUCCAUUUGGAUCAAAAGCUGUCCCAGCCCCCGGCCUCUGAAGUGGAUGCCUGGGACUCGGAGGAUGCCAUCAAGCACAAAGAGAAGCCUGCCAAGAUCCUGGAGUGGAGCACCUUGCCUUUGGUAGACACCAGUAGCCUGGAAAGUACCGAGUCUGACAUCAGCAGCUGCCAGAUGGUUCUGCAUUCUGAGGCAAAGAAGAUGACUGGCCAGCCACCCCAGGGAACAAAUUUAGCUUCUGAGCAGAUGCAGGAAUGCACUAGGAGCUUCAACGGAUACACAGAAGAUCUCCAUAAAAGCCGCUCACCCUCGUAUAGCAAGACUGUUUUGGAAUCCUAUACAGACCUUCACCACCCAUAUACAAGACCCCAGUUGAACCCAUUUGGCUGCUGCUUGAAGAUUGCUGCCGUCAGCCACCGAGAGAAGUUCAUCCGCAUCAUCAACCAGUCACAGGCAGAGACGAUUGACCUGGGUGGCUUUGUUCUGCAGCAGCUUGUGAGGGAUUUCCCUGUGUGCAUAUACCGCUUCCCACCUGGUACUCUGCUAGCCCCGCAGCACCACAUCACGGUAUGGGGCGAAGGUACCAGCAGGACCAAGAAGCAGCUGCCAGUGUCCUCAGGCCAGGACCCCUUCCAAUUCCAAUCUAGCCGAGGCUGUGUGACAGUGCUAGUCAACCCCCAGGGCCAGGUCCUCAGUGAACAUCAAACUGCACCCUGCGUGACUCUGGGCUCAAAGAUCUUCACCGACAACACUGACUGGUCCAUUGACCGCUUCCCACUCUCAGAGUCUGAGCCCAAUAUUGACCCCGGUGAACAGCAGUGUCGACCUUCAUCACCACAGAAGGGUCGGAAAAAGGAUAAUGGGGCCAAGCGCAAGAAGCCAGGGCCAGGUGUUCGUCAGCAAAGGCUCUCCAGCACUAGCGGACUGAAGGCCUCACGACCUCUUCGCCCCACAGAGACCCGGGAUAUCUUGCCACUCCUAAGUACCCGAAAGCUUCUUCCCCCUGGGGAAGUUCUUCCACAGCAGGAAGGUGUGAAGACUGAGACAUCAGAGCUCCUGCCCGUGAUCCCAGAGUGUCCCUCAAGAAUCUGUCUUGUUGAGGACUCACUGGGUAGGCAGGAGCGCAAGGUCCAGGUAUGCCGGAAAAGCGUGGACCUGAGUUGCCCCAUGGUAGCCCUGUCAGUACAGAACACAGCUGAAAGCAGAUAUGGCUUCCGCUUCCUCUGCUACCCUCCCAUCACUGAGGAAUUGUGUCGGCGGUUGUAGGUCAGCCAGGCCAGGCAGGCAGUGCCAGCUUCAUAAUUUAUUGAACCAACCAUUGCUUACAAAGUAAAGCACAUUUCUGCAUA